Messenger RNA from Peronospora matthiolae, 1242 nucleotides. The record is from the annotation of a GenBank genome assembly. NCBI's taxonomy places the organism in Eukaryota, Oomycota, Peronosporomycetes, Peronosporales, Peronosporaceae.
AUGUCGUCGCCUACAUCCACAGCUUCGACCGUAUCCCCCACUCAAGACGAGACACUGGGGAUGUGCUUGAAGACGAGGCAAUCCACGUCUACUCCGGUCGGAAGUGCUGCUUCUACUGGUGGUCGCAAACGAAAGAAGGGGACGACCAGUACGCCGCCACCAAGCAGCCGCAAUAGCAGUACCACUACGCCAGUCUCGAGUAAAAAAAAGAGGACGCGAGGGUCGAUCGGUACUCCGGGGAAAGUGACGCCAUUGGCUCAAGUGCGGGAGAAGGAGAUCCACCGGACGUUUACGGAUCAUGAAGUUUCGGAGGUUUACAAGACCAUCCGCAAGCAGACAGGAAGUCUUGGAGGCAAUGCAGCAGGUGGCGCCAUUUAUGGUGAAAUCACGCAGGCCUCUUUCCAACGGGUGGUGGACUACCUCAAGGACCAUUGUGAACUCUCUGAAGCCAGCUGCUUUGUGGACGUGGGCUCGGGACUUGGCAAACCAAACUUCCACGUGUCCGUGGAUCCAGGUGUUCAGGUCUCGUACGGCAUCGAGCUUGAAGAAUUACGCUGGCACUUGUCGUUGCAUAAUCUUCGCAGCGUGUUAUCACUUGACUCGCAGCGUCACAAGCCCCUUUCAACAGUAUUCACGGCGGGGGACAUUACGCACGCACAUACGUUUGAGCCGUUUUCACACGUGUAUACUUUUGACGUGGGAUUUCCACCGGACGUGAUGGACAAGAUGGCCGAGAUGUUCAACCGGAGCUCGGCGAAAUACUUUGUCAGCUUCCAUUCACCGCGGAAAGUUGUCGAGACGUACGGGUUCUCGGUGACGAACAUUGGACGAGUUGCAACGUCGAUGGCAGGUUCGAGUGAGGGGCACCAAUGCUACUUUUAUCGGCGCGUGGCGGUGAUAGAGGAAGAAAGUGAGUUCGAGAGGGAGGAAGUGACUGUGGAGAUGGCGCCACUGAACGACUGUGUAAUUUGUCCACCGCUGGCUGAAGACCCUCUCUUCAGCAAAGGGAUCGAGCUGCUGAAGACCGGCCGCGAAGGCAUGCUAUCGUGGAUCAACGACUUUUUCGACCAGGCGAAUGCUGGACGAACUCGUCACCAGAAGCGCAUAUUGCGCGAGCGCCCGAUGGACUCGUACUAUCCCACCGUCAAGUCGCACGUUGUUGCAGCUUCUUGCAGCGUACCGCAGAAAGGGGAGAAACGAACGACGAAGGCGACGAAGCGCAAGAUCAAUCUCCGUGCGUAA